AACGGCAUAAUUUUUACCUAUGCACCGAAAACCGCCUUUUCAUCAGCUCGGCAACAUCGGGCUUCGUUCGUUCCUUUCUCAUCCUCUUCAUCUGACGAUCGCCAUUACCGGAGCAAUGAAUUCUCUGUGGGAAGCUGCCAAGAGGAGCCCUUUCCUUACCAGUGCUCACUGCGAACCCAAAAUGACUACCGAUAACCAGUUGGUAGCCAACAGGAAUAUUGCUGCCGCUGCUGCUGAGACCUACAGCUGUGAAUAUGGUAGCUCGAAAUACUACGCAUUGUGUGGUGUUGGAGGACUUUUGUCCUGUGGUAUCACCCACACUUUGGUCACCCCUUUGGACAUGGUGAAAUGCCGUAUCCAGACCAAUCCAGCCAAGUACAAGUCUAUUGUUACGGGUUUCAAGGUAUCUGUUGCUGAAGAAGGCAUGAGAGGGCUUGUCCGAGGCUGGGCACCUACAGCAAUUGGGUAUUCUGCCCAGGGUGUCUGCAAAUUUGGAUUCUAUGAAGCUUUCAAAAUUGUAUAUGCCAAUGCUUUGGGAGAGGAGAAUGCUUACGUUUACCGAACUGGUUUGUACCUUGCUGCAUCUGCCUCAGCCGAAUUUUUCGCUGAUAUUGCUCUCAGCCCGAUGGAAGCCGUUAAAGUGCGUAUCCAAACCAUGCCCGGUUUCCCUGCAACCUUGAGAGCUGGAGCACCUCUUAUUUAUCAGCAGGAGGGCUUGAAUGGAUUCUAUAAGAGCCUUGUGCCACUAUGGAUGAGGCAGAUCCCCUACACCAUGAUGAAAUUUGCUUGCUUUGAAAAAACAGUCGAGCUGCUAUACAAGCACGUUGUACCUAAGCCCCGCGAACAGUGCACUAAGGGCGAACAGCUUGUUGUGACGUUCGCUGCAGGUUACAUUGCCGGUGUUUUCUGCGCUAUCGUGUCUCACCCAGCCGACACUGUAGUGUCGAAGAUGAACGCCUCAAAGGGAUCCACUGCUGGCGAGACUUUGAAGAAACUCGGUUUGAUGGGAGUCUGGCAAGGAUUGACGCCCAGGAUUAUCAUGAUUGGUACACUUACCGCUGCCCAGUGGUUCAUCUAUGAUGCCGUCAAGGUCUGGCUCGGUCUCCCCCGCCCACCUCCACCAGAGAUGCCCGAGUCCUUAAAGAAGAAGUUGGCUGCAGCCCAACAAUAGAAGAAUUCUGUACCUAAAACAAAUUUUAUUUGACGACAUAACAUCCGUUCGUCCGUACAAGCCGUUAUUAAAUAGUUCUGCCACCAGUA
Molecule: messenger RNA, 1260 nt
Organism: Daphnia carinata
Lineage: Eukaryota; Metazoa; Arthropoda; Branchiopoda; Diplostraca; Daphniidae
Product: phosphate carrier protein, mitochondrial-like
Exons: 7
Coding region: 20-1171 (383 amino acids)
Biological process (GO): mitochondrial phosphate ion transmembrane transport
Cellular component (GO): mitochondrial inner membrane
Molecular function (GO): phosphate transmembrane transporter activity
Source: RefSeq, a predicted model, not a curated record